Messenger RNA from Linum tenue, 1590 nucleotides. NCBI's taxonomy places the organism in Eukaryota, Viridiplantae, Streptophyta, Magnoliopsida, Malpighiales, Linaceae. The record is from the annotation of a GenBank genome assembly.
AUGGGGUCGAUUCCUGAUCCAGGCGAGGUCACCGCCGACCUAACUCCUCCGCCGCCGAGCUUUGACGACUUCCAGCGGCAGACUUCUUUCAUGACCAGCUGCACUCUCCUCUGGAAGGAGCUCUCCGACCAUUUCACUACUCUCGAGCAAAACCUCCAGAAGACGUCCGAUGCCCUGAAGCGCAAAAUCCAGGCCCUUGACACCGAGACCAAGGACUCCCUGGCUUCUCUCAAGAAGCGGGAAGUCACAAUCGACGGCAGCGUCGAGAUCGCCCUCGAGCGACUCGACGACCGCUGCGAGGCUGCUCUCAGGUCAAUUGACUCCGAUCUCGGCGAGGUCGACGACGGCGACGGGCUUCUCCUUGCUUUGAAGACGUUCUGCUUGAAGAUGAGCUCCAGGGAGUUCUUGAGGUUCGUGAUCACCAAGAAGAAGGAGCUAGACGCGUUGAGGAGCCAGAUUCCGUUGGCGCUGGGUGAGUGCGUGGAUCCUCCUAGGUUUGUGCUGGAGGCUAUUUCGGAGGUUUUCCCCGUGGAUAGAAGAGGGGAGAGGAGCGAGAAAGGGAAUGAUUUGGGAUGGGCUUGUGUUGUGAUUCUCGAGAGCUUGAUUCUGGUGGUCAUGGACCCUGUGAUUGGGAAGUCGAGGCUGAUGGUUACGCCGACGGUGAAGAAGAGGGCUAGCGAGAUUGCGGAGACGUGGAAGAGGAGCUUGGAGGAACGCGGCGGGAUUGAGAAUGUUAAGACGCCCGAUGUUCAUACUUUCUUGCAGCAUUUGGUCACUUUUGGGAUUGUGAGGAAGGAGGACUUUGAUUUGUACAGGAAGCUUGUGGUUGGGUCCGCUUGGCGCAAGCAGAUGCCAAAGCUUGCUGUCUCUCUUGGCUUGGGUGGUGAAAUGCCUGAUAUGAUCAAAGAACUUAUUGGUAGGGGUCAGCAACUCGAUGCAGUGCAUUUUACUUACGAGGUCGGCCUGGUUGACAAGUUCCCCCCUGCACCCUUGUUGAAGGCCUUUUUAAGGGAUGCAAAGAAGGCUGCAGCUUCUAUAAUGGAGGAUCCUGAUAAUCCUGGAAGGGCUACGCAACUUGCUAUGAGGAACGAACAGUCAGCACUCCGUGCUGUCAUCAAGUGCAUCGAGGAAUACAAUCUAGAAGCCGAGUUCCCACCAGAGAACCUCAAGAAACGCCUGGAACAGCUGGAGAAGGUGAAGACAGAGAAGAAGAAGCCAGUUCCAGCUGCCAUCCCUGCCAACAAGAGAACUCGUGCUAGCACCGCCGGUCCAAUGCCACCAGCCAAGGCCGGGCGUCUGACCAAUGCCUACGUAUCAUCUUUCCCCUCGCAGCCGCCAACAUUUGUUAGGUCGCCUUCUCACUACCCGCAGUACCCAGCUGCUGGCAUCCCAGCAUACGCAUCUCCGCCGCCACCACCAACCGUCUAUGGCACUCUGAGCCCACAACCCCCGUACGCUGCGUAUUCCCCUGAAGCAGUCCACCACCUGAUUCCCGGAUCAUAUACAUUGAAUUACGCGCCACCACAGGCAGCAUAUGGAGGAUACCCGAGUCGGUUCGCUCCAGCUUAUCAUCAGCAGGCUUACUACUGA